Messenger RNA from Ixodes scapularis (black-legged tick), 588 nucleotides. RefSeq lists its product as uncharacterized. The transcript is spliced from 7 exons. Lineage: Eukaryota; Metazoa; Arthropoda; Arachnida; Ixodida; Ixodidae. The record is from RefSeq and is a predicted model, not a curated record. The coding region runs from base 1 to 588 and encodes 195 amino acids.
AUGUCGCGAAGUGCAGCCGUGAAAAAAAGUCAGUGUGCCACUGGAGGCGGCGUAGGCGACGAGCCCCUCAACGAGAUGGAGGAGAGUAUCGUAGGGCUGCUCAACGUGGAGUCGGUGGAGGGCAUUCCAGGCUCCUUUGACAUUGGCGUUGCCCCGAUUCAAGAGGUGUUUGUGGGUGUGCCCUUCUCCCUGCCACUCUCGGGUACUUCUGUCAGGCCGAGCUCAGCAAAGCCAGUUCCCUCAGUUGGUGCUCCUGCCAGGCCGAGCUCAGCAAGGCCAGUUCCCUCACUUGAUAGCCAAGAAGCGAGCACGAGUGGCCAACCAGAAGUGGGUGAUAUGUUGGCCCACUCUUUGGGAAAUCCGAAGUCACGCCAAGAAAAAGGGGACAAAGGACAAACACAAAUCUCCAACAGCAGCUAUGUGAUUUGGAUCAAGGAAGACCCCACACAAAAGAUCAUUGAGGGACAACAGGCUAUCACAGCCCGCUUUUAUAGGCUUGUGGAGCUGCACGAACAGAUGCAUGCUCUAAAAGCUUACAAACUUAAUGUAUUUUUUCAGAACGGAGAAAUUGUUCCAAAAUAUGAAUAA